This is a messenger RNA of Siniperca chuatsi (mandarin fish), 2774 nucleotides long. Its product is annotated as vesicle transport protein SFT2B-like. Lineage: Eukaryota; Metazoa; Chordata; Actinopteri; Centrarchiformes; Sinipercidae. Gene Ontology annotation, biological process: vesicle-mediated transport. Gene Ontology annotation, cellular component: membrane. The transcript is spliced from 8 exons. The record is from RefSeq and is a predicted model, not a curated record. Bases 299 to 787 code for a protein of 162 amino acids.
AAGAUGUAGUCAAGGUAAUGAUCUCAGCUACUCAGAAGAAGAGACUGCGGGAGAAACAUGGCGAUAUUUUGGUUUUAUAUUUGUAUAUUAAGGAAUAAGACAGUUUUCCUCCCUGGUGUCGAUGUGGAGGAAACAGCGCCCCCUUUGCUCGCGCUGUGGCCAGAGGCGGUACUGCAGGCGGAAGUGCUGCACCUGUUGAAGGGUCGACGUCACCGCCUGCUAACACCUGAAGCCAGGAGCAGCUGCUGGAGGCUCGGCCAGCCUUUCGUCCAAAGCCAGGCGGGAAGAAAGCGACUUUAUGGAUAAAUUAAAGAAGGUGCUGAGCGGUAAAGAUGACGGAAGCGCGGACGGGCCCGGCGUGCUGGAGAGAGCCAAUCAGGCGUCGACCCUGACCUGGGGGACGAGGAUGAAGGGCUUCGUGGUCUGCUUCGUUCUGGGCGUUUUCUGCUCCGUCCUGGGGAGCUGUACGCUGUGGAUCCCAGGUGUUGGUCUUGCUGUGUUUGCUAUCCUCUACAGUGUGGGAAACAUCUUCGCUCUGGCCAGCACCAUGUUCCUGAUUGGUCCGUGUAGGCAGCUUAUGACCAUGUGCGCUAAAGAGAGAGCGUUAGCCACCGUCGUCAUGAUGGUGUGUCUGGUGUUGACGCUGUGUGCUGCUUUCUGGUGGAACAAUAACUUCCUCGCUCUGGUGUUCUGUCUCCUCCAGUUUGUGGCAUUCAGCUGGUACGGCCUUUCAUACAUCCCCUUUGCCAGGGACGCCAUCGUCAAAUUUUUUUCACUCUGUUUCUAGACGUCUCGUCACUCUGAGUGACCACCUGUCUGACCAAUCAGGACGCAGGAUACUGUGAGGUGUGUAUCCAGUCAGCAGAGAGCAGCCGCUUCUGGGAAAUUCUUGAAAUGAUCUGAGGCCUUAAAUAUUUCAACCGCAAAACCUGUGAAAGUUAAGAAUCAGGUGUCUUAAAAACCACCAACAGAACUGGUUUCCAUGGGGACCAGUUAACUCUACAUGUACUGUUUGUGUUGUUGUAGCCACUUUUAGCUGUUAGCAUGAUGUCCUGUUUCCUUCCUGCCAGUACUAACCUAAUAUUUAUAUUUAAUAUAAUAAUAAUAUUUAUAUUUCUGAUAUUUUAAUACAGCUGCACAUUUCAUGUUCAGGAAGCUGUGACAAAUGGAGCAUUUCUUUAAUGAUUUUUAUUGUUUUUUUUAACCCGAAUAAUAACUUUUAACCUUUUAAUUCAACAACAAAUGAAUAAUGACCUUUUUUUAUCGGGCAGAUUGAAAAGCAAAGUCACUGCGUUGUCUGCAGUUAGGCUCUGAACAUUAGCUGGAGGUGAAAUGGUUGUUGCUCUGCUGCAGGUCACUGAAUCUGGUGUAACACCGGCAGUAUGCCGAGCGCUCGAACUUCUCAAGUUAUCAAGUCACAAAAAGCAUCGGAGCAAUGAGUGAGAAAAAACACAAACACCAAAACAACGUAAAAGCAAGGGAAGGAACAUCCUUAAGUAGUCUGAGUGGAUAUCUUCCAAAUAACUAGUACUACUACUACACUACCGGGAAUACGUCUUAGUACUUAUAUGUAGGUUCGUUGUCAGGAGGAAACAUGGCUACCAGGAGGAAGAUCCCCACAUGAUUUGUGUAACUCAGCUGCAAUAAUAUUGUACGACUGUGAUACUGCAGAUCAGACAAACUACCUGUGGAAACCAGAAUAACAGCACCAACGGCGGCUCUAUAGUUGUUUUUAUUCAUUCUUUUUGACACCGUAAUAGUGUUGGAGCUGUAGUCGUCACGCGUCAGCUGUUUUUCUUUUAAACUAUCCUAAAAAUGGCGCCAGAGGGCGCGAGUUUGCCCCGUUCAGUAAAUACGACGCCACUGUCCUCGCGAGUGAGGGCGUUAGCUGAACGGACCUGAUAUCUCUGGUUCCGCUACGUCGAGUCCAACAAUGUUACAGGAAAUGUGCUUAAAUUAGAGGACAAUAGCCUACAGCAUUAUUUUAAUGAUUUCUAUUUGUUUUUUAACCAAAUGAAGUAACAGUGAUUGAAAUAACCUUCACUUAUAGAGAACCUUUCAAAGCAAAGUUACAGACAGCGACAACAAGAAGAAGAAAGAAAUACACUGAUGUACGUUUAUCUGCAGUUCAAAGUGUUUUACAUGAGGCAUAAAAGGCAUUAAGAAGAGAAACACAAGGUGAUGUAAAAAGGAUUUAAAAGAUUAAAAUAAAAUGGAAGAUAAAAAAGAAUAAAACAGGAGAAUAACACUUUCAGUGCAGUGCAAGAUAUGAAUCAAUAGUCCCUAAUUUAAUUCAGUAAAAUGCAAACAUUGAUCUCAAGGAGUUUGUUCGAGAUAUGUGGAGAAUUAAAAACUCUCUCCGCUGCCCCGUUACUUUUCGGAAACUGCAGCCACAUACAUAGUUUUGAAAAUACCUACGCAACCCAAACGUCUCAAACUGGGAGAUUGUAGUUAAACCGGUAACAUGCUCGCAAUCUGCAGUUUACGUGGACGAAAUGACAAACAGCAAAGCACACACGUCCUCAGAAAUAUGUGGAAACACGUCCAAAGCAGGCCGAGCUGAUGUGAUCUCCAGUUCACCUCCUGGUUUUACGCUCCGAGUGAUUUCAGUACUAAACCAAACUCUAACGAACCUCCGAGUUAAAACAUUUCUGUGUUCUCCGUUUCAUGUAUCUGUUUGUGUGUCUGCUCUGUGAAAUGAACUGUAUUCAUCGUGUGUUCUUCCUGAUUUAAUUUGUCGGAUGUGAAUAAAUAUUUAUGUCUGUGUUUAAGAA